AUGCUGCCGGUGGUACCAGCCUCUCGGCUGCAUCAAGCAUCUCAAAGACAGACGGAGCAGAAGCAGAAGGACUACCUGCACCUCAUCAAGGCAGCCGGCUUCCGAGGGAACUGGCGAGAAGUCGCGGCUUUAGUCAGCGAGAUGGGAGGGAAAGGAGUCGAGGGCAACGUGUACAUCUACAACACCGCCAUCGCCGCGAUGGCGCGUUGCGGCCGCCCGCGGGAAGCCGAGGCAUUGCUCACGGUCAUGCUCGAGCGCGACUCUAUUGCGCCAGACACGAUAUCCUACAACUCGGCCAUCAACGGGCACGCGCGUUGCGGGGACCUGGACGCAGCCCGGCGCCUCCUGGGCCGCAUGACGGAACUAGCCUCCGGCGGCGCUCUUCUGCACCCCGACCAGUUCACCUACAACGCCGUCGCCAACGCCGCCGCGAAGAGAGGGGACGCGGUUGCCGCCGCCGAAGUCCUCAAGAUGAUGGCGGAGGCAGGCGUUACUCCGAACAUCAUUACCUACAACUCUUGUCUGGCGGCGUGCAAAGCCAAGGGCGACCUGCGAAGGGCGGUAGUGCUGCUGGAGAUAAUGAGGGAGGACGGGAUAGAUCCAGACCAGAGGAGCUAUUCGGCCGCGAUUGCCACCGCCGGCAUUCGCGGCCUUUGGGAAGAGGUGCAAGGUUUCCUAGAGACCAUGAGAGAAGAGGAUUUGACGCCUGACACGGUGACCUUCAAUACGGCCAUCAAGGCGGUGGCUGACAACGGGCAGUGCGACGUGGCGUUUUCGUUGUUGGCCGAGAUGAAGAACGAGGGACUAACGCCUGACCAGAUCAGCUACAACGGCGUGCUGGGUGCGUGUGGGAACGCCGGGGAGUGGAAGGCGGCGCUCCGGCUCUUGGAAGACAUGCGACAAGCAGGAGUCACCCCCAACGCGUACAACUACUCCGCUGCAAUGGACGCUUGCGGGAAAGCUGGCCGGCAGCGAGAGGCCCUCGCCCUUCUCGGGCAUAUGCGGAAGGCCGGGGUCCGGGCGGACACCGCCUGCUACAACGCCGCCAUCGACGCCUGCUCCGUGGCCAUGGACUGGACCGCGGCCGUACAGUUGCUGCAGGAAAUGAAACUCGGGGUAGCCGGCGCCGCGAGCGGCGGCGCCCCCGGGGGAGGGGGCACGGCAGGCGUCGAGGUAGCCCCCCCGCCCGAUGUCGUGAGCUACGCGAGCGCCAUAACGGCGUGCGCACGCGCACGGCGCGUGGACGAAGCCCUCGGUCUUCUGUCCGAGCUGCGGGUGAACGAGGCGCAGGCGGCCGCGGCCGCGGCCGGGGACGUGGCGUGCGGGGCGGAGUUGCUGGACGAAAUGAUCGCGGCCGGCUUGCGCCCGAACAAGAUUCAUUGCGACACCAUGGUUGCGGCAUGGUCCGCGGAAGGAAAGCCGGAGCGUGCCGUGGCUCUCAUGAGGCGCCUGCAGUCCCAUGGCUUUGAGCCUUCGCUCUACACCUACGAGACCAUAGUCUGGGGUUUCGCAAAGGAGGCCAAUUGGGCAGCUGCGGUUCGCUUCCUGGCGUACGUGCUUGGCCUGGGGCUGCAGCCAAGCGUUCGCUCGUGGGAUGCCGCCAUCGCAGCUUGCUCGCAGGCGGGCCACUGGGAGCGGGCGCUCGCCCUGCUGGCGGACAUGAGGAAGCAGGGCAUUCGCCCGAGUAAGGUUACCUACACCGCUGCCGUGGUGGGGAUCAACCGCCGGCGAUACACCGACUGGGCCCCGGAGCUUGCGAACAUCGCGCGGCUCCUUCAGAACGGGCCGGGGUCCCACGGCGGCGGCGGUGGCGGCACCGCCGCAACACAAAAAAGACGAGGAAAGGCGGGAGGCGACGGGGGUGGGGGCAAGGGCGAAGGAGGGGGUGGGGGGUGCGGGAGCGGCGGCGGCGGGGGGCCGUCCCCGGAAGAGCUAGACUGCUCGAUAGAGGCCCUCGGGGACGCCGACGACGCCGGGGGCGCGACGAACCUGCUGAGGGUGAUGCGCCGGGAGGGUUUCCACGCGUCGCCGAGGGCCUACCGGUCGGUCGUCUACGCCUGCGCGAGGGUCGGGCUGCUCGACGAGGCCAUGACGCUAGCGAAGGAGAUGCAGAGCUCCAGCAGCAGUGCGUUCGCGGCGCAGCGGCAGCAGGCCGAUGUUGAGCCGCCGAAGCGACUACGAGAACAAGAACCCCCGUCGUCUUUCAAUGAUGACUGCGAGGUCGAGAACAGAAGCAUCGCAGAAGAAACCCGUGCGGACGAGCCUCCGGCGCUGGGAGACGGGGCUUCUCUUGGUGCGGCGGCGAGUUUCGCCGAACGGGGACUGGAAGAAGAGACUGAAAGGGAAGCAAGGAACGGUGGCGUAGCGUCGGAGCUGGUACCGCGCAGAGUCCCAUCGACAGGGGCCGCCUCGGGUGAAGACUGCGUCGAAGAGGGGUCUUUGGUGGCUAGCAACGACAGAGGCAACGGCAACCUUGGCGCUGUCAACGAAGACGAGGACGGGGCGGAGUUCGACCUCGCGAUGGUGUACAACUGCAUCAUCUGCAACUUCGCCCGCGCGGCGACGGGCGACGGCGGCGGUGCCGGGGGUGUCUGCGACCACCGCGUCGGGAGGGCUCCCGCCGGCGCGUCAGUGCUGGCGGUAGCUGAAAAGGCAGCAGCUGUAGCUGCAUCGGCGGUUGCGGAGGAGACGGGAGUUGGCGGUGGGGAGCGAGGAGGGAGGAGCGGUCCUGGCAAGGACGGGGGGCGUGCGGAAGCGCGGGGUGGCGACGUGCCGGGAGAAGGGCUCGUUGCCCUCUUGUUUGGUGUCGCCGAACGAGCCGAAGGAUCGCUCACGGACGAGGCGGCCAACGGCGGAGUUGAGAUCGACCACGACGAGGAAGUUGCAUGACACGACAGCAGUGAGUGUUGGCCUUGCCAUAUGUUUCGCUCCAUCUUGGUUUGUGUCGGGAAUGGUGGGAAUGGUGGUGGUGGUGGGAAUGGUGGUGGUAGACGCAGAUAGGUUCGGCGAUGAGGUCUGCUUAAGAGGGCUUGAAGAUGGGAUGUGUACCUAGGUGUUGCAGCUCUGUACAUCAAUUCGAAAGUAGAGAACUGGAAAAACCCCAUCCUUGCUGCGUUUUCUUCCUUGCUUGCUUGGGGGGGUUAUGAGGCGUUGCAUAUGUUUGUCCGCGGCGUGGUGUAGUCGGCUCUCUUCGAUAUAUUUUGUGUAUCAUAAGUUUGUUGCUCUUGAAGUUUGAUCCCGCAUGGUCGUCCUCGAAGGAUGCUAAAGCAUCUCCGUCCGCCCCUUUUGUUGCAAGGAAUUUUUGUGAGAGGAAGAAAUAUUUUGAUCACAGGUAUUGCCGCCCCCCUUGUAAGAAGCACAACGCCCGCAAGAGGCCAGGCUCAGAUAUAUGAAGGGGUUAGGAGUUGGAUUCAGCCGUUGAAACUGCUCUAAAUGCUGCAUGGUAGCGCUGAUGCUC
This is a messenger RNA of Ectocarpus siliculosus, 3457 nucleotides long. NCBI's taxonomy places the organism in Eukaryota, Phaeophyceae, Ectocarpales, Ectocarpaceae. The record is from the annotation of a GenBank genome assembly.